GGUCAUGUGGGCGGGGGGGUAGGUGGGGGGGGGUGGCGACAAGAUGGCGCUGAACAGGAAUCAUUCGCAGGAGGGAGGUGUCGUCAUCCCCAAUGCUGAGAGUGUUCUCAAACAGUGUAAAGAUGUGGAGCUCUCCUUCAGUGACAUAACGGUCAAGCAUGAAGCCUUCAAAGGCACCAAGAAGGGGAUACUGUAUCUCACCCCUUACAGGAUGAUCUUUGUCUCGAAGGGCAAGGAUCCUAUGCUGUCUUUCAUGAUGCCGUUUUAUUUGGUGAAAGGAUGCUCAAUCGAGCAGCCUGUUUUCUCUGCCAACUACAUCAAAGGACAGAUUCAGGCCGAGGCAGGAGGUGGCUGGGAAGGGCAGGGAACAUUUAAACUGACUUUCAGCAGUGGAGGAGCCAUUGAAUUUGGAGAGCUGAUGUUCAAAGCUGCCUCUAAUGCUUCCAGCGGCGUUCCUCUCCAGAACCCUGGCUAUGGCUACACACCCAUGCCCGGUGGGUACGCGCCCGUCCCGCCGGCUCCCGGGGGUUACGCACCUGCGCCGGGGGGCUACGCUGCUCCUCCACCACCAAACGGACCAUAUACUUAUACACCACCUCCGAUGAAUGCCUAUGGACCUGCUCCACAGCCCAUGGGAUAUCCAUAUGCCCAGACUCCAGGUAUUUACCCACCACUUCCAAACAUGAACCCCAUGUAUGUGCCACCUCCUCCCCCCUACUCCGGGCCAUCUCCUGCAGGACCCUCAGCUCCCUCAGCUCCCCCAGCCUGGGUGAGCCCAGGGAUGCCAGGGAGCAGUAAGGCCAUGGAAGCUGCUUCCAGUGCAUAUUACAACCCUGCCAACCCACACAAUGUGUACAUGCCCAUGGAUCAGCCACCUCCUUAUACACCUCCUGAGGACAAGAAGAACAACUAACAGAAGGAAAUUGCAACCAGCCUCCCACACCCUCUCUCUCUGAAGACGACUUGGUUCUUACUAUCCCUCGGGUUAGCAUAUCUCUAGGUCCCUUUGUAUAUAUACAGUAUAUGUAGUGCUGGGCAGCUGAGCACCUGCCCUCCUUAAACAUUAAGUCAGUGGCAAUACAAAGCAAAACAAUAGCA
Molecule: messenger RNA, 1098 nt
Organism: Tyto alba (common barn owl)
Lineage: Eukaryota; Metazoa; Chordata; Aves; Strigiformes; Tytonidae
Gene: WBP2NL
Product: WBP2 N-terminal like
Exons: 8
Coding region: 44-913 (289 amino acids)
Biological process (GO): positive regulation of DNA-templated transcription
Cellular component (GO): nucleus
Molecular function (GO): chromatin DNA binding; transcription coactivator activity
Source: RefSeq, a predicted model, not a curated record